Messenger RNA from Lytechinus variegatus (green sea urchin), 2425 nucleotides. Its product is annotated as tyramine receptor tyra-2-like. NCBI's taxonomy places the organism in Eukaryota, Metazoa, Echinodermata, Echinoidea, Temnopleuroida, Toxopneustidae. The coding region runs from base 415 to 1683 and encodes 422 amino acids. Gene Ontology annotation, cellular component: membrane. Gene Ontology annotation, biological process: G protein-coupled receptor signaling pathway. The record is from RefSeq and is a predicted model, not a curated record. Gene Ontology annotation, molecular function: G protein-coupled receptor activity; peptide binding. The transcript is spliced from 5 exons.
AAUUAAUCCGCUUUAGCGAUGUAACUCUACAGUAUUGCUGUCAAUAUCGGCGCAUUAAGUUCUUUGACGCAGCGGCGUCCAUUUCGGCCUUCUCAUUAGUGCCAACAAUAAUAAAAGGCCUAUAUUAAGGGAAAUGAUGAUUUCGUCAUCUUAAAUCCUUUACAUUUUUAAAGGAUUUCUUUUCUAUAUAUCUUCUCUGAAAAUUCAAUGUAUUGGGGUGCUCGUUUCAUCCGCGUGUCACACUCUCUCCACAUCCCUCUUUUUUUUAGGAUGAGACUCUACAUUCGCUUUUCAUCGAGAGAAUUGCUAUUCUGAAAGAAGACUCUUUACGGAGAGACAUCAAAGUUCACUACGACGUAUGACUACGAUUCAUCCGUCAGUCAUAACAAAGGACAGUGUCCACUGCUUAUAAUCAUGACGCCGAACGUCACCGACAACGCCACGGUUCAAUACCGGUUCAUGCACGACCUCGGGAGCCCUGCCCAGAUUGCCGAGAUCCUGACGCUGAGCGUCAUCCUAAUCGUAGCAUUAUCGGCAAACAUCGUGGCUUUUACUACGAUCGUUCAGGAUAGAAAGCUGAGGAGGAAUCCACAUAACCUUCUCGUACUGAACCUCAUAUUGAUGGAUUUGGGUAUCGCUGCCCUCAGCAUGACUUUCUCCAUGAUUUCAAUCUUUGAUGGAGGUCGGCUUCUCGAGGCUUUUCCAAUCUUAUGCAAGAUCAAUGGCUUUAGCGCUUCUAUGUGCACCAUAGGAAACUUCGCAACUGUCUUGUUCAUUUCUACUGACCGGUUUAUGGCGGUUGUUUGGUCUGCUCGCUAUCCGUCUUCCCGUAAGCGGGUAACCGUCAUGAUCGUAAUCACCUGGAUCAUCUCGCUAUUGGUCGGCAUAGCACCGUUGACUGAGGGCCUCUCCUACUACCAUUAUAGCAGUUCAACCCAUCACUGCUCUCCGGCAUGGACGAACUGCAUCUUCUAUGUCUUUAACCUCACCUUCAUAUAUGGACUGGCAGUCCCCACCAUGCUCAUCUCUCACGCUUUUAUCAUCUAUAAAUUGAGAGCAAAAGAGAAGAAGCUUAGAUCGUAUGGUGUCGGCAAGUCAGGGCAAGCUCAGGCAAGCCAUCCGGAGGGCCAUAUCAGUACUGUAUCGGGAUCAGCUGGAAUGGGAACUGACAUAUCUAUGGAAGGCAUACAAGAGAAAAGUGACAAGAUUCCCUCGAAGGUACCUCAAAGCAGUAACAUGAAACAAGAUCAAGAACACAGCUUACAUUCUCUUUCGGUGGAUUUCGGUGACACUUCGGACACAAUCGGCACUUCCGAACUUGAUCUCUCUUCAUCGGAUAUGGUGUCUCGGGGGCAAAAGAAAGAAGAUCGGCCGAGGAAAGCAAAAGGGAAAAAAGACAAACAGACCCAGUUGGCAGUAAAGUGGGCGAACCUAAGCGUGGAUAAACAAGUUGCAGUUGCAGGUGGUAUGGUUGUCCUGACAACGACCCUCUGCUGGGCUCCUUACUCUCUGGUUCAUGCUUGCUUCUUUGACUUCACUCCAUCUCACAUGGUUGGGGUUGCUACCAUGUGGCUGGGAUACACCAACGCGAUGCUCGAUCCCCUGAUCUAUGCAUUCUUCAACAGACAGAUACGAUCCAAGAUUGUCCAUCGUUUCAACGACUGCUUCUCAUGUUUGAAAUGAUCCAAAUUGUCAAUACUACUUCCUUUGGAGGGGGAAGUGCUGAUGGGUUUAAACAGGGCAGUUUCUCCGUCAUUCUCAAAGCAAUCCAAAACGGGAAUAAAAGGUUGGGGGCAUUGAAGAUAUGGGAAAAGAAAAGUCUCAAGCACUAGCGAUACAAUGUUCCAAAUUGAUAGAAUUCAGGCGGGAAUAAUCCAACUACCCUCCCCCAUUUCCUAAUAAGUACCUAGCUGGGCGUCAUGAUCGUAUAGUUGUGUUUUGACAUGUAAAUAUAGCCAUUUUAUGAUAUACCUCUGAUGUAAUCUUACGAUUUAUAAACGUGUAAAUAGCGUUAUAAAAUUAAGUAAAAAGCUAUUUUGAAAUGUUAGCUUUGAUACAAAGAGCUGUAAAUAAAUGUAUAUUCAGAAUAAUAUUUACACCUAGAACUGCAUUAUUGUGAAAGCAACAUAAUAUCAAUAAAUCCUGAAAAAAUCAAAUAAGUGCCUGUACCAAGAUUUUAAAAGAAUGGAGAUCAAAUUAUAAAAAAAAAUGAAGUCUACUGAUGUCAAAUUGGAUAUAAUGAAAUAUGAUAUUAUAUAAAAAUGGAGAUGUCUAAUGAUGUCACUUGCAAGCUGUACAAUUUGCCUAUUUUUAUUUUAGUUGUAUAUUUUCUUAAAUAUGUAUGUAUAUACCAUUUGUCAACUGAAUGUAAUUUAGCAUUUGGCUGCUAUUAUCAGUGAUUAUUAUAAACCAUUCAAUAAUAAUG